GCGUACAUGACUCGUGACUCUGCAGUGCUGACUGAAAAAAAGAUUGUCCCAUUUACUCCUUCUUAAAACUUCCGUUAGUGGUUUAGACUGUAUUUUUAGAAAAAAAAUGGCGUUAUCCUAAUCUAAAGUAACAGAUCUGUCCUGCUAAGCAAGUGUUUUUAAGAGUCUUAACGGUCGAAGUCCAAAGGGUCGAAAGUGACAUCAGUGCGUCGAUCGAACACGUUCUGGUUCUGGUGAGAACUCGCCUCGGGCGACGACAACAUCUGCAGUAAACAUGGACUCGAAGACGCCGAUCUUCUUGAAGAACUGUUUUGCGUGGUUUUUCUUGGCACUCCUGACCACAGUAACAGCCCAAAACGGAAAUGAUGACUACGCAGGCAUGCAUGUUCGCUGUACCGAAAAUUACAUGGAAUUAACCCUCGAAAGACAACACUAUGGAAAGAUCGACCCAGCCUCCCUCCAUCUCACAGACCCUAGCUGUGGUCCUACGUUUUAUAAUGACACGCUGAUGGUCAUAAGAGCGCCUCUGGGUAGUUGUGGUACAGUCGCUGGUCGCCGAGGCAUUUUACUGGGAUUUCGCAAUGAAGUGUACGGGGAUUUGAUUGGCAGAAGUGCGAUAUCGCGGGAGCCAGCGUACCAGUUCCGUCUUCAGUGUCUGUAUUAUACAACAGCGAAAAUAGUGCUGCAUCCAUUUAAACCCAUAGAGAAGAUAGUGGUCAACCCACCACCAGGAUUUGGAAACUUUACAUUUGAGACCAACAUGUUCCAGACAGAUAAAUACAUCAGUAAAUUCACCAAGUUUCCAGUCAAGGUGAAAGUUGGUGAGAGUAUUUACCUGCAAGUUCGACUGAGGUCAAACGCAACUGGUCUGUCGAUGCUGCUCGACAACUGCUGGGCGACUCCGACACCAAACCCAAAUGACUCCACGUCUUACGAUUUGAUAAAGGAUGGCUGCCCAGUAGAUCCAUACCUGAACUACAAGGUCUCGGAUUCCAGUUAUCAGCGGUUUAGUUUUGACGCUUUCAAAAUGGAUGAUGCAGAAGUGAUGUAUCUUCAUUGCGAGGUUCUUGUCUGCGCAAACAAUGAGAAGAAUACCACUCGUUGUGCUGAAGGCUGUGUAGAAAAUAAUCCGGGUGGAAGCAGGCGGAAGCGGCGAGAUGAGACGAAUCAGGAGAGGAAAGAAAUGACGUCUUUAGGCCCGGUGANAAAAAAAAAUGUUCCUAAAAUACAAUGCCGUGGAGCAAGUCUAGAAGGUAAGAAAUGACCUCAAAGAUCAAGGCCGUCAUCUGACGUCAUCUAAUGCAUUUCUGUUUUUUUUGUUUUGUUUGAAGCUGGUUCUCGUUCCCAGUCCCCUCUCGUCGCAGUUGAGAAGACAGUAGUCGUCGUGACCUUCAUCUUGGCUUUUCUUCUGGUGAUGUAAUUAAGAAUUAGCAACCAAUCACAGCGAGGUUUCACAAAACAUCAAAUUAAUCUCGUCACCGACGACUCCGAACAGCUCGCAUACGUAAACAAGCUAGGAGAGUAGCAAGAAAGAAUAUGAAAAGUCACAGACAGGCAGAGCAAAUGGUUUGUAGUUUGGUAAAAAAAGAAAUACAGUGGCACAUAAGCAUAGUGUUCAUGGUUGCCUAGCCAGUGAAAACAGACGCCUCCUAUCACUUCCGGUCGUCUUGGAAGCGACUAGAAGUGGUUACAUUGCAGUCUAAUACCUGCUUGUCUGUCCACAGCAAUUAACCCUUGCAUGUUAGAUGUAACACACAUUUCCAAACACCGAGAAGAGCGUAGUAUUUUUGACGAACUUCGAGGUGUUUGGAAAUGUGGUCAAACACUGUCUUGAGUGUUUGAUAUAUCUUCUCACUCGAAACUAACACUACGGAGAAAACGGAGGAAUAAAAUCGUAAAUAUCUCUGCUAAUUAAGAUCAAAUAUCCAAACACUGUCGCGGUCAUGAUUUCCUUUGUUUGAACUUGAUGAACUGUUAAUGAGUUUGAGAAGUCAAUGCAAAAGUUCUCCUGAUAGCUCUUUACAAUUAUUCAUAAAAUAUUAUGGGAAAAUUUGAUUGUAUAUGAGAACAGCACCUUGGUUGCCAGCGUUUGGAUUCUAAUUAAGUUCACGCUGGAUUUUAUAUAGAUAUUCUGAGAAUUCCUAGCCUGAUCAGUGUUGAUUGUAGUGGGUUAAAUGCUGAUAAGACAGCGUAUAAGACAGGCAUUUUUAAUCAAACACAUUUCGUGUCUAAGGAAAUUAUUGCAUAUAAUUAUAUAUGCACUAGGUGUCAGCUUUAGAGCUUUAGAAAUCAUUUAUAAUGACAGUAAUUUAUGGUUGAAUUAAAAGCUGGGCGCAUGCGCAUUGUAUUGUAGUAAUCGCUGAAUUAUUUACUUAUUUAAGGCGAAGUCGUCACUUUCAGAAAGGUAUUCAUGGAAGUUUUUUACACUCUACAAAGUUUUAGAAAUGUGGAUAUUGUAGUUGCCUUCAUAGUUAUUUACAACCUGCGGGUGAAAAGACGUCCAACAUUUCAGUCUUAACGUGGUAGAGAUGAUUUUCAAAUAAAUGUUUAAAAACGUUCAUAUUUAAGUUGCGCUCAUAUAUAAUUCACUCACUAGACGAAUUCUUGCGACAUCAUUUUAAAGUUGCUUUUGACAAUGGCAAUAUUAUCGACCUUGGCUAAGUGAUUUCUUGAUUUCUAUUUUAUAAUCAAUACAAAAAAAUCUUACUUCUGGAGAAACAAACGAUAUAAGCUUCUUGAAUGUGCCAUAAUGGCUUUACUUAUCUAAGCUAAAGGGUCUCGACACGGCUAGAGAGAGGCGCAAUUCAGUUCUCGACAGCAAAAAACUAUCGAAAACUAAAAAGCCAGUGCGUGAAGCGAGUUAUCGAUAACAAUCUGUAACAACAAAUAGUUAGCGCCAUCUAAAUGCUUUUUUUUUUAAUUUUAAAAAAGGAAAGCUGCUUUAGUUGUAGAUAACAAGUAACUGUCGUUUUAGUUUUCCCUAGUCCUUGAGAGAUCUAGAGUUGCGGACAACUCAAUCACGAAAAAUGUAGAAAGGCUGAUUAACGAUACGGAAACUAUACACUAUCAAAAUUCCAAUAUUUCCAAAACACAUUUCUUAUUCGUCGGUGUUUGAUGUCCGCGGUUUCAGCGUCAAACAUGCGUUAAAACUUUUACUACUCUGAAAUGCACAUCGAACGGUAUUUAGCGAGGUUUCAGAUAAGAAGUUUCGUUAUUGAUGACUUUUCCCUAAGUUCGUGGAGAACUUUCAUCGAACGCUAAUAGACUUCGACCAUUAUAAUUCUCGACUGCAAUCUCUCUAGUCUGUCUUGGCCCCAAGCCCCAAUAUAUCAAAUAUAACUGAUUGACCACUCAAUAACAGUGACACUUAAUAAUAUUUCUAGCGCUAUUUAUAUUUCCAUGGAAGUCAUGAAGUCGGCAAGACAAGACAAUGUGUUUUUUAGUGCAAAAUGGACAUGGAAAAGGUACAAGUGUUUUAUAAACAGUUUUCUAUAGCGAGGAUCUUUCGUGAGGACCCAAACCUAUUUGGAAAAGGGUGGCUUUUCAUGGGAAUAUUUGUAAACCGUUUUUACUGUUGAAAGGUUGCGAUGGUUUUCGUUAUCGCGGUUUUAAGAGCAGUCUGAUUUUUUUUUAAACUAAUCAUGUUCCUAAGGAAAUUUCCUUCCUAUUUUUCCCCCGCGCUUUUUACGAUUUCACCGGUAACAUGUUUUCCCGCGCUUUUCACCGGUAACGCGUUUUCCCGCGCUUUUCACCGGUCACAUGCGCAUACUCCGUGUUCUGAUUGGUUAUCAUCUUGCAAAUGGUUUUUUUAGUCCGACUUCAAUCAAAAUAAAGCUAUUCUAAAUUCACAGCGCAAUUUUCGUCUUACGUACUUGUUUUACAUUUAUAAAGUAAAAUCGUGAUUUCCGGCUUCGAAGUUUUGUAGUCUUUUUAAUCACAGCAGGCUAAGGUUACUCAAUGCUGUUUUAGUCUCCUUAGCAGCCACAAAGUAGGCUCGAGUUAAGGCUCGAGUAGUUUCGAUUUUCGCCGCUGUCUUGAGCGCGGGCUCUUGGUGACUGAAACGUUGCGUGACCGCUGAAGUAACGAACGCGCGGACAUCCGCCCCCCCCAAUAAUGCUUCGUUUGCUAGGCUUUUGCGCAGGAAAUAUUUAAAUAGAUUAUUAUUUUAACCUUCAAAGGAGCCGUGAAUACAUUAGUAGUAAUGUUCAAAUAAGAAGAUUCUGCAAAGUAGGAAACAUAAUUUUAAUAGGGCAAAACAAAAUAACACUUGUUCUUGUAGUAGACAAAAGAGAGAAAAUAAAAUAAUCUUGUGUGCCAUAUUAUAACCAACAGAAA
Orbicella faveolata is the source of this 4335-nucleotide messenger RNA. RefSeq names its product ZP domain-containing protein-like. Lineage: Eukaryota; Metazoa; Cnidaria; Anthozoa; Scleractinia; Merulinidae. The record is from RefSeq and is a predicted model, not a curated record.